UCCUGUAAAACUUUGGUAAAUCGUUCAAUUGUGAUUUUCAAUUUUGAGAAAAAUCAUUCGUUCGUUAAUUUUUAUUUCUAAUUGAUUUAAUUGAUAAGCGUAACUCAAGUACUAACGAAGCACGUCUGAAUUUGCGCCCGAGGAAUGUUUUCACGAUGUACAAAUACGCUGAACUGGUGUACAAUGAGUCUGCGCAUGCGUCAAACUGUCAUAGGCUGGUAAUUUCUUUAAUUCCACGCAUGAUUCAGGUACGCUGCAUGAGCGCAUGUAAGUAUGUGGUUACAUGCUAAGAACAUGUGUCCUUGUGACAGAAGCAAUGUGUUAACAAAUAAAUCUACCAUUGAAAAUUGUAAUUGGUUCUUUGUUCAGAAAAAUUGUUUGCUCUUGAGCCAAACUAUAGGACCCAAAAGUGAAUCUAUCACAAUGACAUCAGAGGACCAAAAAUGGCGGAUGUGCUGUCUGAUUUUUGUUUGUAUCAACAUCGUAACAUCCUCAACACCCGCAAAUCACAAAGAUUCUUCGGAAGACUCAACCUUGCCAAUGGAAACAAGAUCAGAACCAGUCGAUCUAGAUUUGAACCAGAUGAAGUCAAACAACAUCGAUCAAUCAAAAUCCAAUGAAAAAACUGAUAAACCAAUCGUACCAACUAUGGCAGAAGAAAGAGGUUUCCAUAGUAUCAAGUCCAGUAUCAAAGACAGUUAUCUCGAUGCCCUGGAACAUUCCCAUACGAGUAAAGAUCCUAACGAAGGAAUAGUCAAGGUGGAUACCCGACCAAAGACUUCAAGAAUCAUUCGACGUGAAUUUGUCCAAGGACCAAUUUACAAACCGGAAGGAUCAUCAAAGGAUCCUGACAGAGUAUCCUAUGAAUCAUCAAACGACCUAUCUUACGGUCCACCGACGGGUAGCUAUCUACCACCACAGGAUUCUGCAGCAUCUUAUAGCCCCAAGGAUCCAAGUAUUUCUUAUGGGGUUCCUGGUCCUGUCGGUCCAAGUCAGCCACCCUUUUUACCAACCCCUAGUGACUCGUACUCGCUGCCUGUUCAAUCUUCGGUCAAUUUCAACAACCAGAAUUACGGACUACCUCAAACUUCUUACGGGGCACCCAAUCCUGGUUAUGGUCCUCCAGUACCUCAGAAUUCUUAUGGGGCGCCAAGCAACUAUUUGCCCCAGCAACCACAGCAAGGUGAGCCAAGAGGUUAUCCAGCUCCGGUUUACGGUGCCCCGUAUGCUCUGCCGAAUAUACCACAACUCCCGUCUUUUCCGUCUAUAGAUUUCAGCUGGCCGCUUGCACUGAAACUCAAUGCCUUCACAAUCGCGAAAAUUCUUCUGAAACUCGUUAUAUUCAAGAUGAUCGUUAAAUUCAUCGCGUUGAUCUGUCUGCUCCUCUUCAUUCCGAAAUUGGAAAUUAUCAAGAAGAAAACGGAGAAUGACGACGAGGAACGUAGUGGCGUUAAUUCAUCAAAUUCAACAUUGGACCGUCUUAAUGUUCUGACAUCGUUGGUGAUGAGUUCCAUUGAUAAACACGAGAAGAAAAAUACACAACAGGAAGAAAGCUGUGAAGGUUUUGGCUGUCGGAUUAAAAAAGCUCUGAUCUCCAAUGAUUCUUGGAAGGAUUAUUUAAAAUUAUUUAAAAGUUAUGUUGUCGAGGAACAACGAGUCAAGAAACCUACAAAAUUUUCAUAAAUUUUUGUAGCUCUUGAUUACGUAUCAUUUGUCAUCUUGAAAAUCAUCCAUCGAACAGUAACAAAAAUCUGUAAAUUAUUUAUUUAUUUAUUUAUACGAAUCAAAUAUUUUCAAUAUUUAAUAUUUCAUAUUUUCCAUUACCUGUUCAAACGACAGUGUAAACAAUAAAGAAAAUAUGAUUGACAAAAAAAAUCGUAUCUUGCGUCAAAACAAAUACAAUACACUCAGAUGGAUCUUGUAUUACCAAAAAACGGUAACUUUUCCGCUGCCUAUACUCGUUUCUGUCAAUGCUGAAAGUCAGAUAAUACGCAACAAGAAUACGAAGGAUGUGAAUUAUGCAGUGACUAAUAUAGUUGCAUAAUGAAACGGAUAGUAGUUGAUUGGUGGAUAAGAAACUGGAAAGGACAGGACAGUAUUUCCAAUUGAAAAUAAUUGUCAAGGUCGCCGUAGCAUAGGCACAUGUGAUCUAUUUACGCAUAUGUGGUAUCAGAGAUCUAUUUUUCCUUUGCAUUAAAAAAAAAAAAGAAUACAAAAAAUCAUUCACACAUACUACGCCGCCAAUCGGUUGAAACUAGCAGAUGAUUGCGCAACAGCGCACAAGGUGUUAGAAAAUCAAUAAACAAUUAGUAAGUGGCUAUAGGUCAACAAAAAACAUAAAGUAAAUUAUCAAAAAAUGUAUCAGACAAAAGUGUCAUCUUUCAUAGUCAUGUGUAUUAAAAAAAUCACAAAUUCGCAA
This is a messenger RNA of Cephus cinctus (wheat stem sawfly), 2419 nucleotides long. RefSeq lists its product as uncharacterized. The coding region runs from base 274 to 1683 and encodes 469 amino acids. The record is from RefSeq and is a predicted model, not a curated record. The transcript has 4 exons. Lineage: Eukaryota; Metazoa; Arthropoda; Insecta; Hymenoptera; Cephidae.